Capsella rubella is the source of this 1529-nucleotide messenger RNA. RefSeq names its product tRNA-dihydrouridine(20/20a) synthase. The transcript is spliced from 12 exons. Gene Ontology annotation, molecular function: tRNA dihydrouridine synthase activity; flavin adenine dinucleotide binding. The record is from RefSeq and is a predicted model, not a curated record. Lineage: Eukaryota; Viridiplantae; Streptophyta; Magnoliopsida; Brassicales; Brassicaceae. Gene Ontology annotation, biological process: tRNA dihydrouridine synthesis. The coding region runs from base 134 to 1300 and encodes 388 amino acids.
CAAAAAUCAUAAAUCCAAUUUCACCGUCUUCCUCUCGUCACCACCACUCGUUUCGCCGUUCUCCUCCUCCACUAUCGCCGUGUUCAUCGUCUUCACCACCUUCUGGACUUGAAAGAUUUGGUGAUUCGAAGUCAUGACAGUUUCAGAAGCUUAUCGUCCACCUCUGUUCAGUAUAGCCCCGAUGAUGGGAUGGACAGACAAUCAUUACAGAACCCUUGCACGGCUUAUAACAAAACACGCAUGGCUCUACACAGAAAUGUUAGCAGCUGAAACCAUUGUCUAUCAAGAAGAAAACCUGGACAGCUUUUUGGCUUUCUCUCCGGACCAACAUCCCAUUGUUCUUCAAAUUGGUGGAAGAAACUUGGAAAAUUUGGCAAAAGCGACCAGGCUUGCUAAUUCAUACGGCUAUGAUGAAAUUAAUUUCAACUGUGGAUGUCCAAGCCCGAAAGUAAGUGGACGAGGUUGUUUCGGUGCUCGUCAUAUGCUUAACCCUAAGUUUGUUGGUGAGGCUAUGUCUGUCAUUGCUGCCAAUACCAAAGCAGCUGUCACUGUUAAAUGUCGAAUAGGUGUUGAUGAUCAUGAUUCAUAUAAUGAGCUUUGUGAUUUCAUUCAUAUAGUUUCUUCAUUAUCUCCAACUAAGCAUUUCAUCAUACAUUCACGGAAGGCAUUACUGUCUGGACUUAGCCCAUCAGAUAACCGUCGAAUUCCUCCCUUAAAAUACGAGUUUUUCUUUGCCCUUUUGCGUGAUUUUCCGGACUUGAAGUUCACAAUAAAUGGAGGCAUAAACUCUGUGGUUGAGGCAGAUGCUGCAUUAAGGUCUGGAGCCCAUGGCGUUAUGCUUGGGCGUGCUGUAUACUACAAUCCAUGGCACACUUUGGGACACGUCGAUACUGUAAUUUAUGGAUCUCCAAGCAGUGGAAUUACAAGGCGGCAGGUUCUUGAAAAAUAUCAAGUCUAUGGUGAGUCAGUUCUUGGGAAAUAUGGAAAAGGCAGACCAAAUCUCCGAGAUAUAGUGAGGCCAUUGAUCAAUCUAUUCCACUCGGAGUCUGGAAAUGGCCAAUGGAAACGUAGAACUGAUGCUGCUCUCUUGCAUUGCACCACCUUAAAAUCGUUCUUGGACGAAGUGUUACCAUCAAUACCGAACUUUGUUCUCGAUUCAUCUGUUGUCAAAGAAGCGACUGGGCGUGAAGAUCUCUUUGCGGAUGUACGACGUUUGUUACCUCCUCCUUAUGAAAAAGAAUCACCCAAAGCAUUGGAAAGGCUACCAACGAUACCUCUGAUUCUUGAUGAUGAGGAGUGACAAAUCUAUUUUUUCAUAGCCAUACCAAGAACAACGAACUAGCUGAAACAUUACAAGGAUAAAGAUUCAAAAAUUGUGCAGCUAUAAAGAUGUGAUAUUGCUCUGACCACUUGAUUUGAAAGAACAAAAAUGUAAAGGUUAAAAACCUCGGAUCCAAAGUAGUUGCACUUGAUUCUUUCUGUAUUUUUCACACUUCUUUUAGAAGAGAACAUUCUCAAUUCUUAUAUUA